ACGAGUUGACGUUACGAGACAAGUUGGUGAACUGAGGUUGUUGGACAACUGCGUUACAUCUGUAAUGAUGGCGAACAGGGAUUCGCGGGACCACGCACGUGAUGGAGAGCGGGGGAGACAGGAAGGAAGGUCGGAGGGUUGGAGGGACGAACGACGCGGCAGGAACAAAGAUUUCUAUAAUCAUGACGAUCGGAGGGAGACCUCACGUGAACGAGGAUAUGCGUCAGGGGAACAACGGCGAAGGGGACCACCGACAUGCUACGAGUGCGGACAAGUGGGGCACUACCGUAAUCAAUGCUCGAAGCUCGCGGGUGAAGGGACUUCACGUCCGAGUGGCGUACGUGACAAGUUACCAGACCGUGAACAACUAAAGAAACAAGUAGAAGAACUUGGGACAUCACUGGCGUCUGUGCAGGAGCACCUCGAACAAGAAAAUCGACGACGACAGGAGAGGGAGCGGCAAAAACAGGAGAAAAUCCGGAAGAAGCUACGGGAGGAAGAGGCGAAAGCGGCGCAAGCCGAAAAGGAAAGAAAGAAAAUUGCUAAGUUACGCGCAACGGAGGAAACGAGGAUGCAAAUGCGCAAGGAGAUGCGGAUGGAAGUGGCGAUGGCAGUAGGCGGACUAUCGGAACACAUAGUUGGGUUGACGGAGGAAAUCCAACACGUAAGGCGAAUAAGUACGAGGAAGGUGAGAGGCAAGCAACGUGCGCUGUCACCCACGUCGUUAAAUGCGUCAGCCUCGAGUGAAGGGGAGGCUAGCGAUGUCGAUGAGAUCAGUGCACGCACGGGUAAACUGCAGAUCUCUAAGAAACGGAAACGUAGCUCGGAGAAACCGGUUGGGAACAACCCACCGGUGAUGCAACAAGCUAAGCGUACACCAAGAGCGGCUCAUGUGAAGCCGGUGCGACUGGCGGGCAAACUACAGAGAUCAGUGAAGAAGAGCGGCAAGAAGAAGAGCGGCAAGAAGAAGACACCGGCAAGAUAUACUCCACGAAGGGGAACACCCAAGACAAAGAUCGCGGUGAAGAUUGGAACAGUAGGUCGAGCUCAGUACAUCUGUGAGAACAUUUGGGCGCUGUCAGAGUUCGGUGCUGACGAACUCAAGGAUAUUUGUCGAAAGGAGGAUGUGGAGUACGAGAACAAGGUGUUGGCGACCAUUAAUAUCGUCGAGAAGCGUGCUAUUGAGGCAUAUGGUAAGGACGAGGAGGAUGUGACGGACGACACAGUCGAGAUGGUGUUGCCGACAAGUGACGAUGACGAAGAGGCGGAACCGGGCGCCGAUGUCGCGUGAACUGAUAUCGAAGGUGUGUGCCUUCGCAUGUUAUGCGAUCGCAUCAUUGAGUGGCGGUACACGAAUCUAGUGAAUAACAUGGUUGAACGUGUUUUCCGUUUGAUUGUGAUACUGCUAACGUUAGAGGGGCAGGUUCAUGCGUUAGUUAAGUGCAUCGACUCAUGGGUACGAAUGUAUGCACGUAUGGGACUCAGUUUCUUGGAUUGUGGAACGGUCGUGUAUGUGAUUGCUUCGAUUCGAUGCCGCGCAAUGUAUAUAGGGUAGACGGGUAGAGGUGGUGACACGAGAUGGCGGGAGCACGUGUCAAGAAUUGAACGGAACAGU
Molecule: messenger RNA, 1615 nt
Organism: Chara braunii
Lineage: Eukaryota; Viridiplantae; Streptophyta; Charophyceae; Charales; Characeae
Source: the annotation of a GenBank genome assembly